AUGGCAUUCAAGCCAUUUGAGUGGUAUUGUAAGCCGGUCAAAGAUGGAGUUUGGUCAAAAGCUGUGGAAAAUGCAUUCGGAGCUUACACUCCCUGUGCCACAGACUCUCUGGUUAUCGUGGUUUCACAUCUGGUUCUUCUGGGGUUGUGUUUAAAUCGGCUAUGGAAAUUGAAGAACGAUUUUUCCAUUCAGAGGUUCCGCCUAAGAUCAAAUUAUUACAACUAUGUGCUGGGGUUGUUGGCUUUAUAUAGCACAGGAGAACCUUUGUUCAGGUUGAUCAUGGGAUUUUCAGCAUUUAAUGUAGACGGUCAGCAGGGUCUUGCCCCUUAUGAGAUGGCUUCCCUUGUCAUUGAAGCUGUAACAUGGGGCUCGAUUCUUCUGAUGAUCGGAAUAGAGACAAAAGUUUAUGUUCGUGAAUCACGUUGGUCCGUCAGAUUUGGUGUUAUAUAUGCUCUUGUUGGGGAUGCCGUUAUGGUGAAUCUUGCUCUUACUGUCAGAGAAUUUAUCAACUGGUCCGUUUUCUAUUUGUAUAUCAGUGAAGUGGCUGUCCAGGUAUUAUUUGGCAUCCUCUUGCUUGUGUAUAUCCCUGAUUUGGAUCCUUAUCCGGGAUAUUCGCCCUUGCAAGCUGAAUUAGUGGACAAUACUGCCUAUGAAGAACUUCCGGGAGCUGAGCUAGUAUGUCCCGAGAGGCACGUGAACAUAUUCUCUAAAAUCACAUUCUCGUGGAUGAACCCAAUCAUGCAGCUGGGAUAUAGAAGGCCUCUCACAGAGAAGGAUGUCUGGAGACUCGACACUUGGGACAGAACAGAAACACUGAACGACUCGUUCCAGAGGUCUUGGGCUCGGGAGAUUCAGAAACCCAAACCUUGGCUAUUAAGAGCUUUAAAUAGUAGUCUUGGCGGAAGAUUUUGGUGGGGAGGCUUUUGGAAGAUAGGGAAUGAUGUCUCACAGUUCAUUGGUCCUCUUAUAUUGAACCGCCUUUUAGAAUCAAUGCAACGAGGAGAUCCAGCUUGGAUUGGUUACAUAUAUGCAUUCUCAAUAUUUCUUGGAGUGGUAUUUGGCGUGUUAUGCGAAGCUCAAUAUUUUCAAAACGUCAUGCGUGUUGGCUAUCGUUUGAGGUCAACUCUGGUUGCUGCAGUUUUCCGCAAAUCCUUAAAGCUGACUCACGAGAGCCGCAAAAGUUUUGCAUCUGGUAAAAUUACAAAUUUGAUGACCACUGAUGCUGAAGCUCUUCAGCAAAUAUGCCAAUCACUCCACACUUUGUGGUCAGCUCCUUUCCGUAUUGUUGUGGCCUUGGUUCUUCUUUACCAGCAGUUGGGUGUUGCUUCACUUCUUGGUGCACUGCUGCUUGUUCUUCUGUUCCCAAUACAAACAUUGAUAAUCAGCAAGAUGCAAAAACUGACAAAAGAAGGGUUGCAACGCACGGACAAGCGAAUCGGACUCAUGAAUGAAAUCUUGGCUGCGAUGGACACUGUCAAAUGUUAUGCUUGGGAGAAUAGUUUCCAGGCAAAAGUUCAAAGUGUUAGAAACGAGGAGUUGUCUUGGUACAGGAGAGCUCAGUUGCUGGGAGCCUUGAACAGUUUUAUACUUAACAGUAUUCCUGUGGUGGUGAUUGUUAUUUCAUUUGGAGUAUUCACUUUACUUGGAGGAAACCUGACACCUGCAAGGGCUUUUACUUCGCUCUCGUUGUUUGCGGUUUUACGAUUUCCAUUGUUCAUGCUUCCAAAUAUUAUUACACAGGUUGUAAAUGCAAAUGUGUCGUUGAAACGUCUGGAGGAACUUCUUCUUGCUGAAGACCGAAUUCUUUUGCCUAACCCACCUAUUGAACCUGGAUUACCGGCUAUCACAAUUAGGAAUGGAUACUUUUCUUGGGAGGCUAAGGCAGAAAGACCAACUUUGUCGAACAUCAACUUGGACAUACCAGUCGGUAGCUUAGUUGCUGUUGUUGGCAGCACCGGUGAAGGAAAAACAUCGCUUAUAUCAGCAAUGCUCGGUGAGCUUCCUCCAAUUGCAGAUGCCACUGUUGUUAUCAGAGGAAAAGUUGCGUACGUGCCACAAGUUUCAUGGAUUUUUAAUGCCACGGUCCGUGACAAUAUACUGUUUGGCUCCACAUUUGAACCUGGGAAAUACGGGAGGUCAAUAGACGUGACGUCUCUGCAGCAUGACCUGGAUUUACUACCAGGUGGUGAUCUCACUGAAAUUGGUGAACGAGGGGUCAACAUUAGUGGAGGCCAAAAGCAGAGAGUUUCAAUGGCUCGGGCUGUGUAUUCAGAUUCUGAUGUUUACAUAUUUGACGAUCCAUUAAGUGCUCUAGAUGCUCAUGUGGGCCGGCAGGUAUUUGAAAAGUGCAUCAGAGGAGAAUUGAGAGGAAAAACGAGGGUCUUAGUCACCAAUCAACUACAUUUUCUAUCCCAAGUUGAUAGAAUACUCCUGGUGCAUGAAGGUACGGUUAAAGAAGAGGGAACAUUUGAAGAGCUCUCGAACAGUGGCGUUCUAUUCCAAAAGCUCAUGGAAAAUGCCGGCAAAAUGGAAGAAUAUGUUGAAGAAAAUGAAGAUACUGGCAAAGUUGAUGAUAGAACUUCUAAACCAAUUAAUGGUUUGAAUGGCGAGGUAUCUAAAGAUGUAAAAGAAAAGAAUAAUAAUAAGAAAGAAGGCAAGUCUGUUCUGAUUAAGCAGGAAGAACGUGAAACUGGUGUUGUGAGCUGGCAUGUAUUGAUGAGAUACAAAAAUGCACUGGGAGGUGCAUGGGUGGUUAUGAUUCUAUUUACGUGCUAUAUUUUAUCUGAAAUCCUGCGAGUUUCUGGCAGCACUUGGCUUAGCCAUUGGACAGAUACAAGCACUGUACAUACGCAUGGGCCAAUAUUCUACAAUUUGGUCUACUCGAGCCUUUCUUUCGGUCAAGUUUUGGUGACGCUAAUAAAUUCAUUCUGGUUAAUAACGUCGAGCCUUUAUGCUGCCAGAAGACUGCAUAAUGGCAUGCUAAAUUCCAUUCUUCGAGCUCCAAUGGUCUUCUUCCACACGAAUCCGCUCGGAAGAAUCAUAAACAGAUUUGCGAAGGAUUUAGGUGACAUAGAUCGAAAUGUUGCUCCUUUUGCGAACAUGUUUCUCAAUCAAGUGUCGCAGCUUAUUUCUACAUUUGUUCUUAUCGGGAUUGUGAGCACAAUGUCGUUGUGGGCCAUCAUGCCUCUUCUGGUCUUGUUUUACGGAGCAUAUUUGUAUUACCAGAGCACGGCUCGUGAAGUAAAGCGCUUGGACUCUAUCACCCGAUCCCCCGUUUACGCUCAAUUUGGCGAGGCACUCAAUGGCCUCACGACCAUACGAGCCUACAAAGCUUACGACCGAAUGGCCAGCAUAAACGGCAAAUCCAUGGACAAUAAUAUCCGUUUUACUCUCGUUAACAUGAGUGGAAAUCGCUGGCUCGCCAUCCGUUUAGAAACUGUUGGCGGCAUAAUGAUAUGGUUCACCGCCACAUUUGCCGUUUUACAAAACGGACGAGCCGAAAACCAAGAAGCAUUCGCCUCGACAAUGGGUCUCCUUUUGAGUUACGCAUUGAACAUCACGAGCUUGUUGACCGGCGUUCUGAGGCUCGCCAGCCUGGCGGAGAACAGCUUUAAUGCAGUUGAGAGGGUCGGGACGUACAUAGAGCUUCCAUCGGAGGGCCCACUGGUGAUUGAGAAUAACCGGCCGCCGCCAGCCUGGCCUUCGUCGGGUUCGAUAAGAUUUGAGGAUGUGGUUUUGAGGUACAGGCCCGAGCUGCCACCUGUACUGCACGGGAUAUCGUUUGAGAUUUCGCCCAGUGAUAAAGUUGGGAUUGUGGGGAGGACUGGGGCUGGGAAAUCGAGCAUGCUGAAUGCUUUGUUUAGGAUUGUCGAGCUGGAGAGUGGGAGAAUCUUUAUUGACGGUUGUGAUAUAGCGAAGUUUGGGCUGACGGAUCUCCGGAAGGUUCUGGGGAUUAUACCACAGUCACCUGUGCUUUUCUCAGGUACUGUUCGGUUCAAUCUCGAUCCGUUCAAUGAACACAAUGAUGCUGAUCUUUGGGAGGCUUUGGAAAGGGCCCAUUUGAAAGAUGUCAUCAGGAGGAAUCAUUUGGGUUUGGAUGCAGAGGUCUCUGAAGCAGGAGAAAAUUUCAGUGUCGGACAGAGGCAAUUGUUGAGUCUUUCUCGAGCAUUACUUCGCCGAUCAAAGAUUCUUGUUCUUGAUGAAGCAACAGCUGCAGUCGAUGUUAGGACUGAUGCCCUCAUCCAGAAAACCAUUCGCGAAGAAUUUAAAUCCUGCACAAUGCUAAUCAUUGCCCACCGUUUAAACACCAUCAUUGAUUGUGAUAGAAUUCUUCUGCUCGAUGCUGGUCAGGUCGUCGAGUUCGACACGCCCGAGACACUCCUACAGAAAGAAGACAGUGCCUUUUCGAAGAUGGUCCAGAGCACUGGGACUGCAAAUGCCGAGUACCUUCGCAGCCUAGUGCUCAGAGGCGAACCGGACAGCGAUAAACGAGAGGCAGAAAACCAGCUGGAUGGCCGGAGAAGGUGGUUGGCCUCCUCCCGCUGGGCGGCUGCCGCCCAGUUUGCACUGGCGGUGAGUUUGACUUCUUCGCAAAAUGAUCUCCUGCAGUUGGAAGUUAGCAGUGAGGAUAAUAAUAUCCUCCGGCAGACGAGGAAUGCCGUAAUUACCCUCCAGGAAGUAUUGGAGGGUAAGCAUAACAAGGAAAUCGAGGAGAAUCUCGACAGGAACCAGAUUCCGGGAGAUAGGUGGUGGUCAUCUCUAUACAAAAUGAUCGAAGGUCUGGCGAUUAUGAGUAGGCUUGCUCGGAAUAAGCUCCACCAUGCGGAUAAUUUUGAAGAUCGAACGAUCGACUGGGACCAUCUCCUUUUUGCCAGAAAAUUUUCAGAGUUUGUAACAGGGUAUCACUGUCAAUUGAUGACUGUUUCUGUGAAGAAAAAUGACAAUGAGUUUGAUGGUUCUUAUGAUAAAUGA
Striga hermonthica is the source of this 4971-nucleotide messenger RNA. The record is from the annotation of a GenBank genome assembly. Lineage: Eukaryota; Viridiplantae; Streptophyta; Magnoliopsida; Lamiales; Orobanchaceae.